UAGGCCCCACCCAUCGUGGGUCCCUCCUGCGGCCCUAGUGCGUCCGGAGCUGCUGGUUGGCUCCGGUCUAGAUGCGUUGGGGUCCGAGCGGUCGGCGGUCGGGUUCAGACCUGGCUUGACGGCAUGUCGGUGGCUUUUGUACCGGACUGGCUGAGAGGGAAGGCAGAAGUCAAUCAGGAAACGAUCCAGCGGCUCCUGGAGGAGAAUGACCAGCUGAUCCGCUGUAUCGUGGAGUAUCAGAACAAAGGCCGAGCGAAUGAGUGCGUCCAGUACCAGCAUGUAUUACAUAGAAAUCUCAUUUAUUUGGCUACCAUCGCAGAUGCCAACCCAACCAGUGCUUCAAAAGCAAUGGAAUAAUCUUCCAGUUGGCUGUUGUGAGGAGUAAUUGAAUGUAAUCCAUUUCCUGUGAAAUGGAGACAGGAUCUUUACCAACUCAACUGCUUAAAACAUGAAUGAAACCUCUGUGGCUCUUUCAAAAAUGUGAAAAUGUGAAGAAAGCUACUAAGUUAACUGUAUUCUCAGUGUAAAUAUUUAUUUUAAUAAUGAAGCAGAUUCCCUGAAUUAAGUUGACUCCAAGUGUCCUCUUUCCUGAAAUAGGCGUGUUUGGAUAACAAAGACGUCAUGGGCUCUUCAAGUCUACCUUUGUAGUUUCACCCUGAAGAGGAAACUGAGCAGAUGUUGUGCAAUCAGCAGGAAUUGGCAAGACUCCCGACUAAGACCCUGCCAAAUGGACUUGUAACUUUGUGCUCCCUCCUACCAGUUUGUAGCUGUGGACUCCCUGACUGCUCUUUUCAGGUUGCUUUGAAAUAAAGCUUGCCUUUCCACAAAAGACUGAUAUUGAGGUAUAGAAAUUUUCACAUAGUAAGUGUUCCAUUUCGUUUUCCAGAAAAACUGUAAGGGCUUAAACAUAUAUGUAACAGCACCAUUAUCAUUGUUAACAAAAUUAAUAGUAAUUCUUAAUUAUUAUUAAAUAUCAUCUAAUAAUAGAUGAUGUUAUAGGGGAGGAAAAAUAUCUUUUUCCUUCUAUCCUUUUAAUGUACCCAGCUGGGGCUCUAUAACAAAAGACAGAUUAACAAAAGAAAAGCAUACAAAUUUAUUUAAUAUGUUUUAUGUGACAUAGGGGCCUUAAUAAGGAAAUGAAGACACAAACAGUUAAACCUGAGUAUUCUUAUACUAGGCUUGAUGAAGAGUGGAAAGUUGUGGAAAAAUGUGAUACGAGAAACGGGUAUGAGCUAAGUGUAGUAAGCUGGGGGAAACUUAACGCCUUUUCAUUCCAAUUCUCAGUUGAAAGAGAUAAGGGAGUGUCUCUCAGUCUUCAGAGAUAAGCAUGCUCCUUUCCUCUGGGUAUAGGAUGGCACCUCUAAUACAAGGGUCUCGUGACUGCUUCAUGGGAGAAGGUUAGAGAGUCCAUCCAGCAUCUGCCAUUUUCUCAGAUUCCUUCAGCUUAAAAUAUUCAACAUGCCAAGGUGCCAUAUUUUGGAGCAGCAUGUUCUAAACCCUGUUGAUGUUCAAUUUCCUUCACUUAUCACAAAAUGUCUUUUUGUUGAUCUGUCUGAAUCAGGUUCCAAACAAGAGUCACACACUGCAUUUUGUUGAUGUCCCUUAAGUCUCUUUAAAAAUAUUUAACAGUUCCCUUUCUUUUUUUCUUUGCCAUUUGUUGAAAAAAAUUAGGUCAUUUGCCCUAAAAUUUCUCACAUUCUAGAUUUGCCUAAGUGUAUCCCUGUGGUGUCAUUAAAUAUGUCCCACUCUCGCCCACUUUUCCUGUAAAUUGGUAGAUCUAGAGGCUCAUUCAGACUCAAAUUCUAUUAUUUUUGGCAAGAAUACAUCAUAGGAGGUGAUAAGUACUUGCUUUGCUUCACUCCAGGAAGUGACUUGAUUUGACUUAUCAAGUUCCCAAUAGACUUUCAUUUAAAUUAUGAUCUACCCAGCUUUGAUCUAUUAUUUCGUUAGGGAUUGCAUACUGGUGAUUUUCUAUUUUAUCAUUCCUUCUACCUUUAUUAGCUUUGUUCUAUAAAGAACUUUCCCUCUUUGAGACUUAUCUGUAAAUUGAGGCAAAGAGAUUCUUGUAAGUCAACCCAAAUUUAGAACCUCAGGUUCUUGGCUUCUUUUGUUGGAAUCAAGGGUUGCAAUCCAGGGAGGCUGUAACGUGUAAAUAGUGAAGAGAGACCUUAUUUUGAAUCCGACAUGUAUCGCAACCUCUGAAAGCUCUGUUUUCUCACCUCUAAAAUGGGGAUAAUGAAGCAGUAUCUGCCUCCUCAGUUUGAGAGAUUGAGAUAAUGUGGGUGAGAGCUGGGUACAUGGUAAACAUUCAACGGUGUUAGCUCUGAUGUGUUAUCUGAAGGUUCUGGCCCUUUCUAGACCCUCUCAAGUCUGGGAGGGAGCCUGUUCUUUGCUCCCUCACCCAUUCUGCCAUCCUUAGGGUUCUAGCCCAUUAUUGGUCCCUCCCUCCUCCACUGUUCAUGGGGUUGGUGCCCAUACUCUAUGCCAAAUGGGCUGCCUGUGAGCCUAAUCCGGUCAGCACAUAGGGUGGAUGCUGUGCAAUGUUUUUAGUUUUGAAUUUGUUGCUAACAUUUAAAGAUAAAAAGAUUUCCCAUUACAGCCUGGAUUUCUAGCAAUGCUUGGCUUGCAGAUCCACAUGGCAACCAUUAGCUGGAGUGGGCUGACAGCUGCCCCUCUUUACUAGGCCGCUCAACUUGUUUACAUAGGGCCUGGCACUAGCUGGAAUAUGAGCACCGGCUGAUCUUUCAAUUUGGGCCCCCCCUAAAGCAAAGCCUGAGACAAAGCCUUGAGUACAGGUGAUUUAUUUGGGAGAUGGUCUCAGGAAGCAGGGGGGAUAGUGAGACAGGGAAGAGGAAAAUACACUAAAACCGUGUGUUACUGAGCUCACUGCUGUAGGCAAUAGGGGCUCAGUUCUGCGGGGACAUCUGAGAAACAUGCAGAAUGUUCCAGAAGUGUCCCCCUGAGACACUGGUUGGGGUGGUCUGCAGAGGAUUUCGCUCCCCUACACUAACAAGCAGCCUCUGUGGCUAAGUGGGCCCCUAGACAUCAGAGGGGGCUGGAGGAAGUAGAAAGCUGCAGGGCAGCCCCUGUGGUGGGCUUCUGCCAGCACAAGGUGAUUCAUACCUUGUAGGAACUGUCUGCUGCUGGCUGCAGCCCAUAUCAGUGGUGGGCAAGGUUCUGAGACAGAGCCGCAGAGGCUUCAAUGCUGGGGAGUAUGGGCUCUGAGCCAGCCAGUGUAGCCUACAGCAGUUAAAGGCAGCCUCCUGCAUGGCAGGGGAGCAGCCUAGAAGACAAAGCCCAGCUCUCCUCCAGAGGGAAGAGGUCUGACCUGCUGUGUUCCCCUCCCUUUGUUUCUUGGAAGGAUAUUUCAGCAUGCAGAGGACUGAAUGAGGGCAAAUCAGAAGCCUCUGAGAACAGCUGAGGCUGCUUUAGCGACAGUUUACCCUACACUCCAGAGGCCCCAUUUCUGGGGAGGUACUCUGGAGAAGCUGGCGCAGGCGAGCUAGCUGUCAUCGUACGUGCCCCAGGCCAUCUGUACCUAUUUGCUUCAGAGACGGCCUGAAGCACAAGCAUCUGCCAUUCCUCUUGAGGGACCCAGAACUCAAUAUGGUUGUGAAAAAUGAUUUUAAAAAGGCAAAGACCAAACCUGACCAGACUUUAUUAACCACUCUCUCAUCUCAGAGGAACUCCUACUUCAAGAAUUAAGCCUCCACUCAGCCUGCCAGCCCGCUUCCAACUCUGGAGGUCAAGCUGAUCUCCUGACAGCCCACACAGUCCCUGAGCACAUUCUCUUGGGUUUCCAAGCAUGCUUCUCAGGAUUUGCAACUAUGGUGACUUGUGUCAUUAUCACACUCUCCUGGGAUGAGGAUAUGGCAGCUAAAACAGAGAGCAGAUAACUUUAGAUCAGAUUUAUUUCACAAAAUGUUAAGCUAUUUUUCUACUUCCUCAUGAGGCUUCUUGACAUCCUAGUGUGACCUUUGGGGACUCCAAGUAACAAUGUGGCUAGGGAGGAAGUGAUGUUCAGUGUGAUCUCAUGUGCCCUUGGACCUUUGCAAUAAACUUCCAUGACUGAAGAGGAUCUGAGGAUUUCUUAAGCUGGGUACAUAGUAUCUUCAUUUUAUUGUUACUCUAUCUAACACAUAUUAUAUAUAUUGUUUUGCUUCAAUUCCAUUUUAAUAAAAGCAAUUUUAAAAAGUU
Messenger RNA from Diceros bicornis minor, 4197 nucleotides. RefSeq names its product SS18 like 2 (gene SS18L2). Gene Ontology annotation, cellular component: nucleus. The record is from RefSeq and is a predicted model, not a curated record. Bases 124 to 357 code for a protein of 77 amino acids. NCBI's taxonomy places the organism in Eukaryota, Metazoa, Chordata, Mammalia, Perissodactyla, Rhinocerotidae. Gene Ontology annotation, biological process: positive regulation of transcription by RNA polymerase II. Gene Ontology annotation, molecular function: transcription coactivator activity. The transcript has 3 exons.